ACUUUCUGUUUCUCCAAUUAAUUUCUCCCAUAUUGGGAAUGAUAAAAGGGUAUUUGGAAUGAUUUGCCCAAAACCGAACUCCCAAACGAACCCUUAAGGCUUGAACACUGCAAAUGCAAGAAACCUUGGGACAAGUGCAGGCCUUUUAAUGGGGUGGAAAAGCUUCAGCCCUGCAGGUAUUUGGAAGCAACAGCAUUUCUAAAUUUCUAAUCUUCAUGGAGAAGAACAUCACAACUCAGUUGAUGCUUACAGAAGCUAGAUUGUAAGGAGGGUGUUCCAGAAAACCCAGCAGAAAACCAGGUUUUUCUUGAUCUUUUUGGUGUCAAUUUUCUUUAGGAUUGCUUUGGUAUCUUUCUGCAAAAUUGUGCAUUUAUAGACUGGAUAAUUUUGGUACGUGUCUUCUCUGAAUAAAAGAAAAGAUCCCUUCUGGUUUUAAGCCUCACAGUUUCAUAAUCUCUGGGAAACUUGAAAAAGGGAAAAGAAAAAAGAAGAAAAGAAAAGAUAAACGCCCAGAUGGCUGAUCCUCCAGACAAGAAGGUGCUUAAGGCCACUCAAGAAGAUGAUGGUAACGUUGAUAGGUUGAGUGCACUUCCGGACUGUGUACUGCUCUAUAUCCUCUCACGUUUCUGUUUCUGCACAAAAAGUGCUGCAGCCACCUCAGUAUUGUCCAAAAGAUGGAGAAACCUUUUCGUUUUGCUUCCUGAAAUUGAUCUAUAUUUCUUUGCGGACGAGGAUGUUUCUGACCGUGAUAGACUGUACUCAGAUUUUAUAAAUUUCACAAACAGGGUGAUCCGACAGCGAAAUGAAGCUCCAAUUAGAAGAAUUCGACUCGUUCUGAGCCAUUUUUCGGAAAGGCACCGGAUGCUCUUUGAGUGGCUGUUGAUAUCUGUUGCUGCUGCAUUUUCUUUGUCGAUUAUCCAAGAACUUGAGAUUUUAAUCGUGAUUGAUAGAACAACUAAGCCACUUUCAAUAUCUGUUCCGCCUGAAAUUUUUACCUGUAAAACACUAGUUUCUUUAUCACUAAAACUUGGGGUGUAUUGGACGGUUCCGGAUUUGGUGUGCUUGCCUAAUCUCAAGGUACUUGGCUUGGACAUGUUCAAAUUGGUAGAUGAAGCUUGUAUUGGGAAGUUUCUUCAGGGUUGUCCUUUGCUUGAACAGUUGGAGUUAUCUAUGCGACCUUUCAACCAUGAGCGUGACGCUGACGAACAUAUUGAAGUCAAUUUUUUUAAAAUCUCAAGUCCUGUGUUAAAGAGAGUGAUCCUCUGUUUCCAGGGAGUUGAAUCCGAGUUUACUACUGUUGUUGAGUCCAACAGUCUUGAACACUUGAGUUUCUUACUUGAUGGACAGCAUAAAGUUGCUAUAGAUGCCCCAAAUCUCAGGUCUUUGAAACUUCAUGGCGAUUUACUUGAAGUCGAUAUCAUUCAAAACUUGAUUUCUCUUGACAAUGCAUUACUGGAAAUUGAUUUUCUGUGUCAUAUGAGAACCAGAAGCGCCAUAAUUUCAUGCAGUGAGCGUGCUUUUAAGUUUUUUAGAGGAUUGCAAAAUGUGAAAUCAAUUUCUUUCUCAGAGAGCUUCCUUAUUGCUCUCUAUUUUUCUCAAAGGGUUUUGCCAACAUUCAGAAACUUGAUCAAAUUACAGCUUGAUCCUUUUGAUUGCCCUGCUUUUCCUCGCGAAUGCAUGUCUAGCAUAUUAUCAAGCUUAUUUGAAAGUUCUCCGAACCUUGAAGUGCUUAUCUUCAGUGAAGUGUCCAAGAACUACUUUAGCAAAGAUGAAGAACUUAAUUCUGUUUUCCAUGAGGCUCUUCCACUAGUGUUGGUUGAAUGCCUUAAGGAAAUAGAAAUCGGAAAUUUUAAAGGGGAGGAACAUGAAUUGAAGCUGGUAGAAUUUUUUUUGGAGAGUGGGAAAUCUUUAAAGAAGAUGACUCUCUUUGGUUAUGCUGGUGUGUCUUUAUCGAAAGGUCUAGACAGGAUAUUGUCAUUCAAAAAGUGCUCAGACGAUUGCCAGAUUGUGUCAAAAGAGCAAUGGAACUGGUUAUUUCGCUGAAGCCUACAGAAGGCGCUGAAACUCUCCCUUUAAAUAACUUGAUUAAAUCUUCAACAGUUUCUUGAGUACGUAAAGACGGUGCUUGUGCUUGUACUGCAAAUCAUAUCUGAUGCCACUGUUGAUGCUCUAUUGUGACUGAACUAUUACAAGCUGCUUGAACGGAGAUGGAAAUCACAAGAUGUUGGAUGGAACCAGUGCAAACCAUUCAACAAUUUAGUCAUCUUGCUGGUUAGUAUGGACCCUUGUUGAAGAUCUAUGCUGGAACCAGAACACCUGCGGACACAGAAAGUACGAGUUCAGGACUGUUGAAACUGCUGGAGUAUUUUCAGGAAGUUCAGAUGUGUUCUCGCCAUCAAGAAAGCGAAAUUUCGACAGAUUUUGUACUCUUAUCAGUGGAUUGUUAUGAGGCCUUUUGCAGCUAGCUGUCCUAUCUACUGUAGUCCUCUGUGUUUUGCUCUGGAAAUGCUAGAUAGUUAUAGGGAUGUGAUUAGUACUAGGACCAAAAGGGUACUCCUGACUUGUUGCGAUUAUGUAAACUCUUACGACUGUUUCUGUACGAUGGUUGCUAAAUUUGCUUUUUGCUUCCUAAAGAAUCUUACAACA
Messenger RNA from Coffea arabica (coffee), 2646 nucleotides. The record is from RefSeq and is a predicted model, not a curated record. Lineage: Eukaryota; Viridiplantae; Streptophyta; Magnoliopsida; Gentianales; Rubiaceae.